UUUACAUGUUUAUUAGGUAUCGGUACCGAGCCUGUUCUUUUCAUUAUACUUGUAAGCGCUGCUGCUAGUGACGACAAUUUCCUAUGCGUUACGUUGUCGUUUUUCAUUCGGCUAUUCGAGUUUCCAUUUGGGUUGGUCUGGGACAACAUGGCUGCUGCUGCAGGUCGCUACUACAACGAGGGUGGCAGAGCAACGAAAAGACAGAAAACCGAAGACGGAAUGACGACGGAGGGCUAUGAUGACCCCCAUAAAACGCUCCCUUCACCUGUGGUCCACAUCAGAGGCCUUGUUGAUGGAAUCAUGGAGGCAGAUCUAGUGGAAGCCCUGCAGGAGUUUGGUACCAUUAGUUAUGUGGUCAUGAUGCCAAAGAAGCGACAGGCGCUGGUGGAAUACGAGGACAUGAAUGGAUCCUGCAAUGCUGUGACCUACGCAGCUGAGAACCAGGUCUACAUUGCUGGGCACCCAGCUUUCAUAAACUACUCCACCAGCCAGAAGAUCUCCCGGCCAGGCGAUCCAGAUGACUCACGCAGCGUUAACAACGUGCUGCUGCUCACCAUCAUGAACCCCAUCUAUCCGAUUACCUCGGAUGUGCUGUACACUGUGUGUAACAACUGUGGUCCUGUGCAUAGGAUUGUCAUCUUCAGAAAGAAUGGAGUUCAGGCCAUGGUGGAGUUUGACUCUGUUCAAAGUGCCCAGAGGGCAAAAGCCUCUCUUAACGGGGCAGACAUCUACUCUGGGUGCUGCACACUGAAGAUUGAGUACGCUAAGCCAACCCGUCUGAAUGUGUUCAAGAAUGACCAGGACACCUGGGACUACACAAACCCCAACUUGAGUGGCCAAGAUGCUGACGCUGAAGGCAAUUGGAACAAUUCACAAGAUCCCAAUGCCAACCCCAACAAGCGUGCAAGACAGCCAGCUCUUCUAGGAGACCACCCUCCCGAAUAUGGUGGUCCAACCGGUGGCUAUCAUGGCUACCAUGAUGAAAGUGGUUACGGACCUCCUCCACCACCACACUAUGAGGCCGGUCGGCGCAUGGGCCCUCCAAUGGGAGGGCGUGGGCGUGGACGUGGCGGCAGCUACGGGGCGCCUGGGUAUGGGCAUGGACCACCCCCGCCCGGUGACUACAGUGCCCACGCUGACUCCCCUGUUGUCAUGGUGUAUGGCCUGGAACCCGGAAAGGUCAACGCAGACAGGGUUUUUAACGUCUUCUGCCUCUACGGCAAUGUGGAGCGGGUGAAGUUUAUGAAGAGUAAGCCGGGGGCAGCCAUGGUGGAGAUGGGCGACUGCUACGCUGUGGAUCGUGCCAUCAGCCACCUUAAUAACAACUUCCUGUUUGGGCAGAAGCUGAAUGUCUGUGUCUCCAAGCAGCAGGCGAUCAUGCCUGGUCAGUCCUAUGAGUUGGAGGAUGGCUCCAGCAGCUUCAAGGACUUCCACGGCUCCCGUAACAAUCGCUUCACCUCCCCGGAGCAGGCAGCCAAGAACCGCAUCCAGCACCCCAGCAAUGUCCUGCAUUUCUUUAAUGGGCAACCUGACAUCUCCGUGGAGGUCUUUAAUGGGGUCUGUGAGGAACUGGGUGUAAAGAACCCAUCCAACAUUAAACUUUUCACCGGAAAGACCUCGGGUGGCACGACAGGCGAGCGUAGCUCAUCCGGGCUGCUGGAGUGGGAGUCCAUAAACGACGCCAUGGAGGCACUGGCAAUGAUGAACCACUACCAGAUGAAGAACCCCAGUAAGUACUCAGACUGCGAUAACAACAACACAGCUAAUGAUAAAAACGGUGGUCCGUACCCCUAUACACUGAAGCUGUGUUUCUCAACUGCGCAGCAUGCCAACUAGAAAGCAUCCCGACCACCCCACGUAUCUGUAAUGCUCUGUGUCCAUACAUAGUGAAUAUUGCAGUCACGUCGUCACUACACACUUUCCCUGUAUGAAGCAGAAACAAAAUUGAGACUGACACGUUUUCCUUAUGGUACUUAAGUGAUAAUAUUGAGGGCAAGAUUUUAUAUCAGUGAGUGUAUCGUUUCUUUUCUUUUUUUUUUUUAUCUACAAUUAUGAGUUUGAUGUUUUUGUUCAGUACAUUAGAUCUCAAAGAAACUCUUCUGAAAUAAAUUUUAAUUCUAUGUAAACACUGCCUGUCUUUUAAAUAAAGUGUAUGGUUAACUACA
Esox lucius (northern pike) is the source of this 2165-nucleotide messenger RNA. It is a transcript of the gene hnrnpl, whose product is annotated as heterogeneous nuclear ribonucleoprotein L. The record is from RefSeq and is a predicted model, not a curated record. Gene Ontology annotation, cellular component: nucleus. Gene Ontology annotation, biological process: mRNA processing; regulation of RNA splicing. Bases 148 to 1836 code for a protein of 562 amino acids. Gene Ontology annotation, molecular function: mRNA binding. NCBI's taxonomy places the organism in Eukaryota, Metazoa, Chordata, Actinopteri, Esociformes, Esocidae. The transcript is spliced from 14 exons.